AAGAUAACUUUGUAGCACUUUGAGAUAUCUGUCACUUUAUUUCUCAUCUGUUCUUGAAUUUCUUUGGAUGGUGGCAUUUUAUCACAACAUUUUCAGACUUUUGGCCGACGGCUUCUUAUCUGUGAUUUCUUGAUCGAACAGGUCUGGUGGAGAUUGGGCUUGGGUGUGCUCAGUGACGCAGUGAAAUAAGGUACAUUCUUGCCAUUCACACGACACACUGAAGGUAAACAUUUUUCUGUCCACUCAUUCACAUACGAGGUAAACACGGUUUAUUCACGUAUACUGGCAGCAAGUACACAUGCAUAAACAUCUGCCUGUACAUUCACAUAUAGUUUAAAAAUAUCCGCCCAUUUGUGUCUUUGUAUGAUUGUCGCACCAGAGUUCAAUCGCCUCUCCAUCCACCGCAUGCGCUAAUGUCCUUUUCGUUCGGGGUUUGUGGAUGUUGUUUUCCCCAACAUUAGUCAGUACAUUUUGUUCCAACAGAAGCGGCGACCAAUUAUGCGCCAUUACAGAGAGGGAUGCGGGUGUGCCUCGGUGCUGCGUGGCGGCCAUUAGGAAGCUUGUUUUGGUUAUGGCGGUGGCGGCAUGCUAAGAUAAUUAGCCCAUUAUAAUUCAACCAGCCUCUGCUUCCUCCAUCUUUCUAUUCACAUUCAUUAUGUAAACGUUUAUCUAUUCACAUACAUCAAUUAACAAUGUCUAUUCAUACCCACACAUAAUGUUACUAUUCUUACUGUCGUUUUGCCUACACAGCUACGUCUAUCAAUUCACAUACCCAACCAGUCAUAUAUAGAACUCGUGCACGUGACGUCACAAUUUUCACGGCGCCAUAUUGCCGGUCAAACAGAGCUGCUCGACAUUGUGGGAGGCAUUGAACCGAGGAGAAUAUUUACAAUGCCCGAGACCUGUUGUGCUGUUGGUUGUAACAACAGACGAGACAGAUAUUCAAAGAGAUCAAUGUAUAGAAUACCAGCUGAAAAGACCAGAAAAUAUCGAUGGAUUUCGGCAAUUAAACGUGAUGGAUGGUGACAAACCAAAACACACACAUGCCUGUGUCGCGAUCACUUCAUAUCAGGUAGGACUUAUUCUUCGCAAUCUCAAUUUACCAAGAAGUAUUUAUCAUGCCAAGUUGGAUCAUUUGAGAACAAAUGCGUUAAAAAAAAAAAAACUGUCACAGAGGUUUACGGCUGUUAAGUGUGGCCGGCAUCGCUUCAAUGUACGUUCCGUGGAGAUGACGCCAUCCUUUUUUUUUCCCCAAUCACAGUUAAUGAAUGCGAGUUUGUGUAAAACCAGGGGUCGUUUAUUUGAAUAUUAGUAUUUGUAUUGAAUAGUAGCUGAAAAGAUCGAUGGAUUCCGGCAAAGGUUAACGUGUUGCCAAACUCACUUCCGUGUUCACGAGCCCUCAAUCCGUCACUAUGUGGGAUUUAUUUCUGAUUGAGAACAGAUCCAGCAACAAAGUAUUUGUAUGCAUCCAGACUUUUCUAACUUUUCCGUGUAAAUCUCGACAACUUACUCACCAGAUCCACGUGUACAUCCAGUUGUCCAAGACAAGCGGAAGCGAAUUAACAGUCCAACUUCUUAUCGGCGAAAACAUCGACUUUGGCAUUAAUACGUAUCCCCUAUGCAGAGUUUAUCUAAGUUUUCCACGUACAUUAGUUUAUUUUCACCUUCUAAAUGUGCAACGGUAUCAGACAAGACUCUGGGCGUCAUGCUAUAAGACAUAUUUUCGUUUCGUCUCAACAGACUGAGCAUUGAACAAUGCUUUGUUAGACCGGCAAUAUGACGAGGUAAACAAAAGUCACGUGAUUUUAUGACGUAGGUGCACGAGCUUUAUUGCGCCAUUCGAAUCUACAAAGAAAGCGUCUGCCCAUUUACAUACCAUAUGCAGCACUUAUUACAUUUCUAAGAAUGAAUAUACCACACACUACUAAUAAUUAUUAAUUAAGAAAGACUGACAUAGAAUGCGUUACCUGUUUUACUUAGCGGUUUAAACUGAAUUACUCCUCAUUGCUAAACCAAUCCAAGACCUACAUGAAGCAUAGAAAAAAAAAGCCUAUGUGUUUGGGGGAGGAACAAUUUCAUUUUUGAGCCUAAAAGAAAUCGUUUAUUCCCCGCUUCCCCCACCCCAGUUUUUGUUUAUUCUUGAGGGGAGGCUUUGGUGGAGAGGAAAAAAGCGGCAGCCCAAGCCAGAGCCACACAAAAUAUUUGUGUGGCGCCUCAUGGAGCUCAUUCCGGUUACUCGGGCAGGGAUCCCCCCAUCCAACUGGAGACUCCACUCCACCGCUGUCUCCUUGCUUUUCAACAUCACCCACAACUACACAGAUGAAGGAGACGGUGAACCAUUUUCAGAAUUAGGGAGCGCCCUCCCGGGCCUGGCGGGGGUCUUCAUCCCGCUCAUCUACGCCGUGGUGUGCGUCGUGGGCCUGGUGGGCAACACCCUUGUGAUCCACGUUGUGGUCAACCACAGUCACGGAGCAUCAGCAACCAACAUCUACAUCCUCAACCUGGCCGUAGCCGACGAGCUCUUCAUGCUCGGCCUCCCGUUCCUGGCCGCCCAGAACGCUCUUCUCUACUGGCCCUUCGGCUCGCUCCUCUGCCGGGUGGUGAUGACUGUGGACGCCAUCAACCAGUUCACAAGCAUCUUCUGCCUGGCUGUCAUGUCGGUAGACCGCUACCUAGCUGUGGCGCAGCCGGUACAGGCGAGACGGUGGCGGCGCCCCCCGGUGGCCAAGGCAGUGAGUGCGACGGUGUGGGCAGGAUCCUUCGUGGUGGUGCUUCCGGUGGUGAUGUUCGCCGACGUGAGGCGAGGGGACGGCGACUGUGGCAUCGUGUGGCCCGAGCCGGUCGAGCUGUGUAAGACAGCGUUCAUCGUGUACACCUUUGCGGUGGGAUUCUGCUGCCCCCUAGUGGUCAUCUGCAUGAGCUACCUGCUCAUUGUCAUUAAGAUCCGCAGCGUCAGCAAACGCGCUCAGGCGACAUCCUUGCGCCGUCGUCGAUCCGAGCGCAAGGUGACCCGCAUGGUCGUGGUGGUGGUGGCAGUGUUUGUGCUUUGCUGGUUCCCCUUCUAUGCGCUCAACAUCAUCAACCUUCUGGUAGUUCUGCCCGGGGACCUGCGUGGCCUCUACUUCUUCGUGCUUGCACUAUCCUACGCCAACAGCUGCGCCAACCCAAUUUUAUAUGCCUUCCUGUCCGACAACUUCAAACGGGGAUUCCGCAAGGCUCUGUGCCGGGCCUCCCGGCAGGUACGCACCCACGAGAGGGCAGACGCUGACCGGCGGCCACCAACCGAGUGGGGCGGCAUGGCCAUGCACAGGCCAAGGAGCAGGGAAGAGGAGGGGGUCCAGUGGCACGAAGAGAGCCCACAAAAAAUGUCUCUAAACGCGACACAAGGGCCAGAAGGUUCUGGGACAGUGAGGACUCAGGAGGUGAAGAACACACGACAAGAGGAGGGAGAGCCAAAGUCAAACAAUGAGAAGUCAGUACUAGAAAUAAGCUGCUUGUGAGCCCCAUGUUAUUCGCAAGUUUUGGUUGUGUUCUUAG
Messenger RNA from Syngnathoides biaculeatus (alligator pipefish), 3537 nucleotides. RefSeq names its product somatostatin receptor type 5-like. The transcript is spliced from 2 exons. Gene Ontology annotation, biological process: neuropeptide signaling pathway. Gene Ontology annotation, cellular component: membrane; neuron projection. The coding region runs from base 2217 to 3500 and encodes 427 amino acids. NCBI's taxonomy places the organism in Eukaryota, Metazoa, Chordata, Actinopteri, Syngnathiformes, Syngnathidae. Gene Ontology annotation, molecular function: somatostatin receptor activity; neuropeptide binding. The record is from RefSeq and is a predicted model, not a curated record.